AUGCCUGCUCGUUUAACACAAGAUUUGCGCAACACUCUCCAAUCUUUGCUCCAACGUGGUCUGUCGUUCUCAAAGAUAAGAUAUUUGUAUCCAGGAGUGGGUAACUCUACUCUUACAAGGCUCAGAAAACUAUAUUGCCCUGACCCAGCUAGACCUCUUGGCGGAAGACCGAAAAAACUUGGUACUAAAACUAUGUCCCUAAUGUCAAGAGAACUUCGAUCAGGUACUUUAGAUAGUCCCGGAGCAGCGCAAGAAAGUUUAAGAUUGAUGGGUCAAGAUAUGUCAAUUGGUGGCAUCCGCAAGUCAUUGAAAAGAAAUGGUCUUAAAUCUCGAAUAAAAGCAAAGAUAAAUUUUGUUAGCAAGGUAAACAAGCGGCUUCGAUUGGCGUGGGCUAAAAAGCAUAGGCAUCUUACUACUGCUGAUUGGCGUCGUUGGGUGUCUUCGGAUGAAACAAGAAUAAACCUUUGGGGCUCAGAUGUCAAGUCUCAGGUGCAGAGAAAUGACGGUGGGGUCAUGUUCUGGAGUUGCAUAACAGCGGAGGGGCCUGGUUAUGGUACUACCAUUAUUGAAGACGCAAUAAACUCGGGCUUGUUUGUCGAUAUUUCGAAGACAUCAUUGAACGACACUCUUGAGCACUUUGGGAAGACACCAUCUGAUGUGCGAAUUCAACAAGACAUAGCAACACCGCAUACAUCGGGCAUUACUAAACAAUGGUUCACCGACAAUGGGUUUAACCUAGACAAAAUUAUGGAUUGGCCACCCCAAAGUCCCAAUCUUAAUCCCAUUGAACAUGUCUGGCAUCUCCUAAAGCUUCGUCUUAAUAAGUAUCCCAGUAGGCCCUCUACAAAAGAAGAAUUAGUGCGGCGUAUUAACAUUCAGUGGUACAAAAUAACAGAAAAAGAGUGCCAGAAAUAUAUUGAUAGUAUGCCUGCCCGAAUCAAGGCUGUCAUCAAGAGCAAAGGUGGUUCAACUCACUAUUAA
Mucor velutinosus is the source of this 981-nucleotide messenger RNA. RefSeq lists its product as uncharacterized. NCBI's taxonomy places the organism in Eukaryota, Fungi, Mucoromycota, Mucoromycetes, Mucorales, Mucoraceae. The transcript is spliced from 2 exons. Gene Ontology annotation, molecular function: nucleic acid binding. Bases 1 to 981 code for a protein of 326 amino acids. The record is from RefSeq and is a predicted model, not a curated record.